GUACAAUUUGCCCUUCAGCAGACGCCAGCUUCAAGAACUGCCGCGUGCAAAAUAAGUCGCAAGACUGCACGUCCGGCGAGAGCGGUACGGCCACCACGGCCGCCCCUAGCAAUUCGGCGGCCACAACGGCCGCCCCCACAACGGCCGCCCCUAGCAAUUCGGCCGUCACCCUGGACUGUUCAGGUGACACAUUUAUUGAUUGCUGGACCUUCUUCUCAGCUCCUGACCCCACUCACGGAGACGUCGUGUACGUGCCUGAAAGUACGGCUAUGGACCUGGGCUUGUAUUCCGUGCAAGAUGACGUGGUGUAUCUCAAAAGCUUGGUUGGUCAGAACGGGCCGGCCAAGAGUAUCAGGCUUCAGUCUAGAAAGGUCUAUCAAGCCGGGCAUGUCUUCUUGAUCGACAUCCAGCACAUGCCCACGGGUCAGGGAACUUGGCCAGCUUGGUGGUCCUUUGGGCCGGAUUGGCCGAACAAUGGAGAGAUUGACACAAUUGAAACAGUGAACAUCGAGAAUGUUGUGCAGUCCACCCUACACACCAGUGAUGGAUGUUACAUGUACGGCGUUGAUGGGAUCAGCACUCCGAACUGCGUGUCAGGGCAAGGGCAGUCUGGCUGCGGAGUCAACGGUCCCGACAAUAGCGGGGGCCCCGGCUUCAAUGCCAAUGGAGGCGGAGUCUUUGCCACCCAGUGGACAACCGAGGCCAUCUACAUCUGGUUUUGGCCCCGUGACAAGAUUCCAGCGGAUCUCGACCAAGGGAACACAUUGUCCUGGGGAACGCCUUACGUGACCUUCCCCUUCUGGAACUGUCCUUCGUGGCACUUCAAUGAUCAACAGCUCGUGAUCAAUCUGGACUUUUGUGGCGAUUGGGCAGGUUCAGUGUUUCCAGGCGGGAACCAAGCUUGCAUUGAGUAUGUCCAGAACCCAGCCAAUAUCGGUGCGCUCUCGGAGGCGUAUUGGGCGAUCAAUUACGUGAAGGUCCUGUUUUGA
Molecule: messenger RNA, 989 nt
Organism: Symbiodinium pilosum
Lineage: Eukaryota; Dinophyceae; Suessiales; Symbiodiniaceae
Source: the annotation of a GenBank genome assembly